This is a messenger RNA of Acanthosepion pharaonis, 528 nucleotides long. The record is from the annotation of a GenBank genome assembly. Lineage: Eukaryota; Metazoa; Mollusca; Cephalopoda; Sepiida; Sepiidae.
AUGGUGGCUCUUUCUUCACCAUUGGUACCACCAAAUAUUGUGAAAGCACGUUUUCACAUACUCUCCUAUCUUUCUUUUUUACUUUCUUUUCUUUCUUUUUUCUUUUUACUUUCUUUCUUUCUUUCGUUCUUUCUUUCAUUCUUUCUUCAUGUAUCUAUCUAUCUAUCUAUCUAUCUAUCUAUCUGUCUGUCUGUCUGUCUGUCUUAUUGCUUGCUUCUCUGUGUUCGUGUCUGUAUACCUCUAUAUAUUACUAUUUAUCAUCUAUCCCUGUAUGUACAUAUCUAUUUCUCUAUGCCUGUUCAUAUCUAUCUAUCUAUCUAUCUAUCUAUCUAUCUAUCUAUCUAUAUCUAUCUAUCUAUCUAUGGAUAUCUAUCUAUCUAUCUAUCUAUCUAUCUAUCAUUCUAUUCAUCUAUCUACUUCAUCUCUCUCCUUUUCUCUUUUUCUAUUCGUUUCUUAUUUUUCCUACCAUUUUCCUGUUUUUUUUCUAAAUUUGAUCCAUUCUUUCUUUCUAUUUUAUUUUUUCCGUAG